AUGUCUUCAUCAACGAAAACAGCAUUGUGUAUACAACUCAAAGAUAAAAUCGAGCUGACAGAUAAAGAGAAGCGAAUAUUUGACAGGUUAUUAAAAGUUGGUGAUCACCACAAUCUCCAAACUCAACUUCGUGUUGCUGGUGGAUGGGUUCGGGAUAAGCUACUAGGGAAAGAGAGUGACGAUAUUGAUAUCGCACUAGACAAUAUGAAGGGAAAUGAUUUUUGUCAUAAGGUUAACGAAUACUUGCUGUCCCUGAAAGAAAAGGAGCGACCGUUUGGUGUUAUUGAAUCCAAUGCUGAAAAGUCUAAACACUUUACAACAGGAAUCAUGAGAGUGUUUGGCGUAAAGAUUGAUUUUGUAAACUUGGUCAGCUCGGAACCGGGAGUUGAGGUUGGUUCUCCGAAAGAAGAUGCGUACCGAAGGGAUUUGACAAUAAACAGCAUGUUCUAUAAUAUUAAGGAAAAGGUAGUCGAAGAUUUUACUGGACGAGGUAUUACAGAUUUAAAACAAGGAAAAAUUAUAACUCCAUUACAUCCAAUGGAGACAUUCUUAGAUGAUCCAUUACGAGUACUUCGUGCUAUUCGGUUUUCUGCGAGGUUCGGUUUUGAACUUGACGAGCGGUUGAAGGAAGCAGCUGCAAGUGAUCAAGUCAGAGAUGCUAUGAAAAAGAAAAUAAGCAGGGACAGAAUUGGUAACGAAAUCAAUCUCAUCAUGUCUGGCAAUCGACCGGUUCAAGCAAUGAUGGAUGUAUGCAGGUUCCAGCUAUUUUGGGUUGUAUUUCCUCGUCCUGAGGAGCCAAACGUAUCUGACAGGCAUUGUGUUGCUUAUCUAGAUGCUGCAUGGAAUCUCUUCAACCAAAUUGGAUCAUCGAGCAUUCAUGAUACGCAAAGAGGGCUUUACUUGCAUUCAGCACUUCUUCUUCCAAUUAGAGGAAAGGGUACUGGUACUCAAAAUAUUGGAAGAUUACACAGAGCAUCGGAAGGAUUCAAAUCGUUGAUCCCAUUGUUAACAGAAUCAAGCAAUACUGCUAAAGCAGCUGGUAAGGCAAGUGAAAAAACUGCAAAUCUUCGAGUACAGACAGGACUGCUUUUACGCGAUAUCAAUAUCAAGGAAAAGAAGUAUGCCGAGAGUUUGAGUUGGUGGCGUGUUUCCUUGAUGAUUUCGACAUUAUUGUACUAUCCCAUCAAUUUUGAUUACGAUUCUGCGGACAAGCACAAGCAGAUUGAAUUAGACAUGCGCAGAACCUUGUUUACAACAGUUGAAGAUGCUGUUGUGAAACUAGGUCUCGAAAACGUGUGCGAAAUGCCAUUGGCGGAUGGGAAAGAAAUCAUGGAAAUGUUGGGUAUCGAGGAAGGAGGAAAAGUUGUUGGUAGUUGGAAGCACAAAUUGCUGGUAUGGCAACUUUCCGAUCCCUCUCGUACGCUGGAGCAAUCACUUGAUUGGAUGAGAGGCGGCCUUUCAAAACGUUGA
Papaver somniferum (opium poppy) is the source of this 1470-nucleotide messenger RNA. RefSeq names its product CCA tRNA nucleotidyltransferase, mitochondrial-like. The transcript has a single exon. The coding region runs from base 1 to 1470 and encodes 489 amino acids. Gene Ontology annotation, biological process: tRNA 3'-terminal CCA addition. Gene Ontology annotation, molecular function: ATP:3'-cytidine-cytidine-tRNA adenylyltransferase activity; RNA binding. Lineage: Eukaryota; Viridiplantae; Streptophyta; Magnoliopsida; Ranunculales; Papaveraceae. The record is from RefSeq and is a predicted model, not a curated record.